This is a messenger RNA of Limulus polyphemus (Atlantic horseshoe crab), 672 nucleotides long. RefSeq lists its product as uncharacterized. Bases 1 to 672 code for a protein of 223 amino acids. Lineage: Eukaryota; Metazoa; Arthropoda; Merostomata; Xiphosura; Limulidae. The record is from RefSeq and is a predicted model, not a curated record. The transcript has a single exon.
AUGGAGAUGAAUACUAAAAAGACCAAAUCAAUAGUAGUGACUAAGAACCAAGAGGUACCUAAAAUCAAUCUAACUAUGGAGAGAAAAUCAAUUAAACGUAUCAAAAAUUUUAUACAAUUAGGACACAUGAGCACUGAAGAUGCUAAGAGCGAAGUGGAGAUUCAAAGAAGAAUAGAAAUAGCCAGGAGUGCAUUUAACAACAUGUCGAAAGUAUUAACAUCAAGUAACUUUAUCAUAACAACACGGAUGAAACUAGUCAAAUGCUACGUGUGGUCAAUCCUACUAUAUGGUGCUGAAACGUGGACAAUAUCUAAAGCGAUUCCUAAAAAGAUCGAGGCAUUUGAAAUGUGGAUCUAUGUUAGAGUACUGAAAAUAUCUCGGACAGAACAUAAGACUAAUGAACAAGUAUUAGAAAUGAUGAAAACUAAAAUAACACUAUCGUCAGUUAUCAAGAAAAUAGAAUGUGAGUACUUUGGACAUAUUAAUAAGAAAUGGAAUACAAAGACUGUAGCUAGAAGGAAAGAUGAAUGGGAAAAAGAGGAAGAGGCAGACCAAGAAAUAUGUGGAUGGAUAACAUCAAAGAUUGUAUGGGAACAUCAUAUAGUAACUGUGUUAGAAUGGCGAAAAGAAGAGAGCAUGACAAUCAACCUGCUUCGAGCAGAUGGCACGUGA